Messenger RNA from Nerophis lumbriciformis (worm pipefish), 3832 nucleotides. RefSeq names its product CMP-N-acetylneuraminate-beta-galactosamide-alpha-2,3-sialyltransferase 1-like. NCBI's taxonomy places the organism in Eukaryota, Metazoa, Chordata, Actinopteri, Syngnathiformes, Syngnathidae. Gene Ontology annotation, biological process: sialylation. The record is from RefSeq and is a predicted model, not a curated record. Gene Ontology annotation, cellular component: membrane. Gene Ontology annotation, molecular function: beta-galactoside (CMP) alpha-2,3-sialyltransferase activity.
UAUGUUUGGGGGUGCCACACUCUUUGUUUACUGCUGUUUUUUGGCCAUCAUGUUUUCCGUCUGUCACCAUAUUCAUUUUUUUUUUGUCAUCCUGUUUUGGAAAAACGUUCAAAUGAACUCCAGAGUCAAAAGCGUGUCAUUCAAGAGAUGAAGACGCGUUGUUAUCCCUCCAGCGACCAAAAAAGGGCGGGGAAGUCACAACAUCAAGAUCUUUACCUCAACCCCAGGAUGACCGCAAUGAAGCCAAUCACUGUAAGAACGCGUGGACAGUGCUGUGGGUGUCAGGACUCCUCCGAAGCCGCUCUUUCUCAGCACAGCACAACCGACAAGAAGAGCAGGAAGAAAGAAAAAAAAAAGGGAAGCUUUUCUUCUCUCCUUCAACUCCGACCUGCGGCGUUUGCAGCCCGGGCUCGGUUCGGCGUGGAUCGGCGCGCCGCCGCGCUGGAAUAACGGGACCACAUGCCACGGAAGGGGAUGGACUUAAAGUAGAUGAUUGAGCGAAUGGAUGACCCCCCAGCCGCUGACCUUACAGAGUCAACACGGGAGCAGAGCAAAGCGUCAUGGGAUUUUGCCGCACGUCGAUGGAUUCAUGAAAUCAAGACGGAAGAGGAUCAAUUUACUGAGCAACACGGCCUCCACGGACUCGCUUUUUCUUCAGAAUGAUCCGGGGGCUAUUUCCGUCCUGAAGGUUCUGACUCCAGCAUGACGCUCACCAAACGGAGGAGGACCUUGGCGCUGCUUUUUUGCGCCGUUACCUUCACCACAUUCCUGUUCAAUUACACCUUCCGGGACCCCUCCAGCUACUUGUACAAGUACACCUUCCGCUUGUCGGCGUCUUCCAAGGGGCCGUGUGCGUGUCGGCACUGCGUAACCGAGCGGGACGAGGACGACGUCUGGUUCACGGAGCGCUUCAACCUGUCGGUACACCCGCUCAUGACCAGGGACAACAGCGCCCUCUCUGACGACACCUUUAAAUGGUGGCAGUGGCUGCAGGCGGAGAGCCACCCGGCAAACUUCAGCGAGGUGGUGGACGAGCUUUUCCAAGUCAUUCCCGAUGAGGUGCUCUACAUGGACGCCGGGCCGGAGCGCUGCCGCACCUGCGCCGUGGUGGGGAACUCGGGCAACCUGAAAGGAUCCCAGUAUGGCGGCCUCAUCGACUCCAGUCAUUUCAUUAUAAGAAUGAACCAAGCUCCCACGGCUGGUUUUGAGGAGGACGUGGGCGCCAGGACCACGCAUCACGUGCUGUAUCCCGAAAGCGCCACGGACCUGGACAACGCCACCAACCUGGUGCUCGUGCCCUUCAAGACGCUGGACCUGCAGUGGGUCGUCAGCGCCCUGACCACGGGCACGGUCAAAUACACAUAUGUUCCUGUGAUGAACAGGAUAAAGGCCAACAAAGAUAAGGUGUUGAUAUACAACCCGACGUUUUUUAAGUACGUCUACGAGUCUUGGCUGGAGGGACAUGGACGCUAUCCUUCCACUGGCUUCCUCAGCUUGAUGCUGGCCGUCCACAUAUGUGAUGAGGUGAACGUGUUUGGCUUUGGCGCAGACCAGGACGGCAACUGGCACCACUACUGGGAGGACAAUCUUCUGGCCGGCGCUUUUAGACACACGGGCGUCCACGAUGGAGAUUUUGAAUAUAACGUCACGCAGCUUUUGGCAGACAAACACAAAAUCCGAAUGUUUAAAGGUAGAUGAUGCCUGGCGCCAUUUGUGCUGUUGGAUGACCACCAAAUGAACCAGGGGGGGGGGGGGAAGAAUGUUCCACUUUAGUGGAUGAGCUCUGGAGGUUGUUUUGUUUUUCACUUCUGCUAUAUCGCCAACCGAACAGCUUUGCCUCCAUUGUGUGCCAAACCAUGUCAGAAUCAUACAACUACCUACAAAUCCAAACCAAUCAAGAACCUGAUAUUGAUGCUCAUUAUGUUUAUUUUCAUAUAUGUGUGAGUUCAGAUCUUGUCACUGCUGUAAAUACCACUUAAAGGGGAACAUUAUCACAAUUUCAGAAUUGUUAAAACCAUUAAAAAUCAGUUCCCAGUGGCUUAUUAUAUUUUUCGAAGUUUUUUUCAAAAUUUUACCCAUCACGCAAUAUCCCUAAAAAAAAAAGCUUCAAAGUACCUGAUUUUAACCACCCGUCCAUUUUCCUGUGACGUCACAUAGUGAAGCCAACACAAACAAACAUGGCGGAAAGAACAGCAAGCUAUAGCGACAUUAGCUCGGAUUCAGACUCGGAUUUCAGCGGCUUAAGCGAUUCAACAGAUUACGCAUGUAUUGAAACGGAUGGUUGUAGUGUGGAGGCAGGUAGCGAAAACGAAAUUGAAGAAGAUACUGAAGCUAUUGAGCCAUAUCGGUUUGAACCGUAUGCAAGCGAAACGGACGAAAACGACACGACAGCCAGCGACACGGGAGAAAGCCUGGACGAAUUUGGCGAUCGCCUUUUAACCAACGAUUGGUAUGUGUUUGUUUGGCAUUAAAGGAAACUAACAACUAUGAACUAGGUUUACAGCAUAUGAAAUACAUUUGGCAACAACAUGCACUUUGAGAGUGCAGAUAGCCCAAUUUUCAUCAAUUAAUAUAUUCUGUAGACAUACCCUCAUCCGCGCUCUUUUCCUGAAAGCUGAUCUGUCCAGUUUUGGAGUUGAUGUCAGCAGGCCAGGGAAGCUAGGGUCGAUAUUCUUCUCUUGAUCAUCUUGGGUGACAUAAGGGACAGUGUGAGCCAAGACAUCCAGGGGGUUUAGCUCGCUCGUCUGCGGGAACAAACUGCCGCCAUUGCUUGCCGUGCUACCGAGGUCCUUUGUCCCUGAAUUGCUCACACACUCCGGCAGAUUCAAUGGGGGUCUGGCGGCAGAUUUCUUUGACUUUAUCGUUGGAAAUGCAUCUGCUUUGAGUGUCGCAGGAUAUCCACACAUUCUUGCCAUCUCUGUCGUAGCAUAGCUUUCGUCGGUAAAGUGUGCGGAACAAACGUCCAAUUUCUUGCCACUUUCGCAUCUUUGGGCCACUGGUGCAACUUGAAUCCGUCCCUGUUCGUGUUGUUACACCCUCCGACAACACACCGACGAGGCAUGAUGUCUCCAAGGUACGGAAAACAGUCGAAAAAACGGAAAAUAACAGAGCUGAUUUGACUCGGUGUUUGAGAAAAUGGCGGAUUGCUUCCCGAUAUGACGUCACGUUGUGAGCGAAUAUUAGAAAGGCGUUUAAUUCGCCAAAAUUCACCCAUUUAGUGUUCGGAAAUCGGUUAAAAAAAUAUAUGGUCUUUUUUUUCUGCAACAUCAAGGUGAUAAUGUUCCCCUUUAAAUCAUCUGAAAGGUAGUUUCUGAUAUCUAAAAUUAAUCUACUGCUGCUCUUUGUCUAUAUGUUACAACAGGAGCGAGCGUAUAAAAUGUGAUUGCCGCUCUUUGUAAUUCGUAUUAGUAUUAUUUUGUACAAUCAGUCACCAAAGACUGCCGUGCCUUAUGGAUGUCCAUGUUUGUGAGACAACUACAUGAAAAGUGCCUUUACUGAUUUUAGCUUGCAUUAUGGCUUUUAAAUUCAUUACAGCAAUGUGUUUGUCAAAUAUUUGCAUAUUAUAAUAUCAUUUGGUUGGAGUUUUGCCAUGUUAUGUUUUGCUCCAUGUGCCUUUUAAACAGCAGUGUUUUUUCCCUUGUAUUUCUUUUAUUAGAGCACUUUCUGCGUGUGCGGCUGCCAUUACGUGUCAACAGUGCCAUCCAGUGGACGAUAACUGUAACAACACCUCUUCGUUUGUCGUCUGUUCAACUCAACAGAAAUAGUGGGCUUAGUUUUGUUGUGUUUUUUGCAAUAAUUUACACAAUGACGAUUAAAGAAACGGUACGUGUGA